This is a messenger RNA of Rhagoletis zephyria (snowberry fruit fly), 1056 nucleotides long. RefSeq lists its product as uncharacterized. NCBI's taxonomy places the organism in Eukaryota, Metazoa, Arthropoda, Insecta, Diptera, Tephritidae. The record is from RefSeq and is a predicted model, not a curated record.
CCUAGACAUAUGUUUGUAAGCAUCUGUCAUUAACUAUUUGUUUACUUGUCGAUAAUUUACCUAAAAUUAUUUGAAAAUGGGAAAAGUCGAAUGGACCAGUACAAUGAUCGCGCGACUGAUAAAGGAAGCAAAGGAGCGGCCAUGCCUUUGGAAUAAGACCGAUAGCCAGUUCGCAAACAAGAUUUAUAAAACAAUCGCUUACGAGGAGAUCGGUGAUAUACUUGGUGUUCCGGGUGAAAAUGUGCGCAUGAAGUUGCGAAAUUUGCGCAUUAAUUUCAUGCAAGUACACAAGAAACAAUUGAAGGCGUCGUUAAAUGCUAAACGCGUUUAUCCACCCAAGUGGGAGUACUAUGACGCCUUGCUCUUUAUGGCGGAAUCAUGUGUUCCUGUCGAAGGAACUCCUUCAAAAAGAAUCAGGCGCGCGGUAGAGUACGAGGAAUCAUCGACAUCCUUUGACCCCUUAAUGGAUGAGGUUAGUAGAACAGAUGAGAUCUAUAAAACAGAAGAGCUGAACGAAGAAGAUGAGUGCUAUAAUUCAGAAGAGUUAAACAGAACAGAAAAGUACAAAAAUUCAGAGGACUUUAACAAUUCGGCGGAUUGCAAUAGAAGAAACGAGUCUAAUAGAAUAAACGAACCCAUCAUAUCACAAGAAAAAGCCCGCGUCAACAAUGGUUCGAACGAAAUAUUUGGCGAAUAUGUGACGGCUAGCCUUAAUUGUCUCGAUGAUGCUAAAUUCGUUAAGCGAAUGAAAGCUAAAAUACAACUUUCAAUAUCUGAGGUGAUGACUGAAAGUGCGAUGCUGAAAUUGUCCGAAUGCGACUCUUCCGCAGAACUUUAGGCUUUAUGUGUAAGCCUCGUUUAGAUUAGAACUCGUCCUUUUUUUACCCAAAAAUGUUCGUUAAAUUGUGAACAAUAUUAUGUUAGAUUCCUAUAUAAAAAUGCCUUUAUGUGUUUGAACCAAUUCGUUAGUGAAACAAUUGUUAAGUGUGUACUGAACAUAAAUGAAAUUCAUUAAGAAUUCAAAUUAUUUGAUAGAAUAAAAGUACAUUUAAUCUA